Malaya genurostris is the source of this 2182-nucleotide messenger RNA. RefSeq names its product GATOR complex protein NPRL3 (gene Nprl3). Gene Ontology annotation, cellular component: GATOR1 complex. Gene Ontology annotation, biological process: cellular response to amino acid starvation; TORC1 signaling; positive regulation of autophagy. The coding region runs from base 233 to 2116 and encodes 627 amino acids. The transcript has 3 exons. NCBI's taxonomy places the organism in Eukaryota, Metazoa, Arthropoda, Insecta, Diptera, Culicidae. The record is from RefSeq and is a predicted model, not a curated record.
AGCUGUCAUUCCAAACGAACAGCUGUCGCCACUCUGAUUAUAGUCACUCUAGUUUUGGGUAUGAUCACAGAUUUUUGAAAAAAAUGACCUGGCAUCUCGGUUUCAAAGUCAAGUACUUGCUUAUGCCAAUUUCAACCAAUCAUGAGCUGGUCCCAAACUGGCUCUGAACGCGGAUACAUAGUUGUCUUGUUUUGUUUUAUGUGAAAACCAAAUCUCAAUUUAUUGCCAUACGAUGGAGGUAAACCCGCUCAGCAUUAUCAUGGUGAAAUCAGACAGUAAAGGUGAUCGAUUACUGUUCCGCUACCCGUACAAUGUUCCACAGCAAUUUCAGACAAGUAUAAUUCCUUCCCGGAAGACACCUUACUCGAUUUUGCAAAACGGAGACGACAUUCUGCAAAAUGCACCACCAACUGUUUCACAUAUCUGUUUCGAUCAGCUAUAUGGAAUAUCCGAUGACGUGUUAGCUACGUUGUUUGCGGUAAAAUCGGAACUAUGCAACCAGAAAUUUGAAUUGAAAGUGAACGAUGUACGCUUCGUGUCGCAUCCGACAUUGGUAAAGGUGACGGAAAGUGACGAUCAGAAAAAUUCUGCCUUCUUUCGCAUCAAUAUAGUGUUUGCUCUUCAUGCCCAAGCAAGUUAUUCGAUUGUAAAGUGUUACUAUGAAUUAAGUAAACGAGUUGGAGUCGCGUUGCUCUACGAAGAACGUCGAGUUGGAUAUCUUUCAAACGAGAUGAAAAUGAUGGUAGCGUGUAUAGAUGAGGUAGCAGCAGCUGCUCAGGAACAUGACGCCGCAGUUAGCGGUAGUGUAAAUGUAUUCGAUACAAUUCUAAGGGAUAGUAGUUUGGCUCAAUUCAUCAAGACAAUAUACCAGGAUCUAUGCACAACAGGAUUGUUGAAUGUAACGAUGAACCAAUCUGUCACGUUAAGUUUUUGCCUUCCUCAGAAGGCACAUCAGUUUCACAAAAAAGGUGUCAUUGUUGAACCAGAGGCUAUUGAUAAAUGCUUACAUGCACUUAAGCCCUAUCACGGAAUGCUUCUACUAGUAGAUCCAUCAGAACUACUGGAUUGUGUACCGCCUUCCGGAGCGCGAAUGCUUCUUCAGCUUAUCGAGGCUUACAAUCCUUUGAAAAGCCUUCAGAAUAUGGCUUCAGACGCCGAUCUGCUUAUUGAUCAUGUUUAUCAGUUGGUUGGUCAUCUGGUGUACUGGGCAAAAGCUACAAUAAUUUAUCCACUGUGCGAAACCAAUGUGUAUGUAAUCGCUCCGGAUGCCCAGUUAAACAUACAUUCGAAUUUGUCGGACAAAUUUUCAACAAAAUUUCCCGGCAUGUCGCUUUUUGAAGUAAUCAGCGACUUCUCGCUGCCAACAUCGAUAGGACAUUUAACGACACCGCUACAGCACCCCGCUAGACAAGGACGAUUAGCUCAGAUGGUGUUGUGGAUGCUGCAACAUCAUUUACUUAUGCAAUUACACACCUACGUUCAGUUUAUUACCUCGUACGACGAAGAAAAUAUCACUUUUGCAUCAGAAGAUGAUCAUUUAAGAGAAACAAAGGACAAGAACACAGAACAAGAACAGCACAAACAAUCGACGACUGAUAAUAACAACGCGUUUUGCAGUUCUAUCGCAAACGUUUCUAGUCAGCCCCUUGCCGUACCUAUAAAUCGGAAACACUCACUAUCGGAUGAUUUGUACCCAGAUAGUUUUACAAUGAUUUCAACAACAUCAAAUACCCGUCCCUCAUCUGCUAGUCAUAGGUCCAACCUCAGUCACUCUAGUAUCGGACAAACCGCCUCCAGCACUGACAAUGACGAGAGUAUAGCUUCAAUGGAGGACGAAGAUAAAAUCAAACGAUUACUCUCUGUGUUUGAGGAGUGCGAUCGGAAGGCAGUUUUAAAAAUUCCUGCUGCAUCUAACCCGGAAGAUGUGGCUUUAAUGGUUCGUUUAUGGCAGGCCGGAUACUUCAAGGGAGAACACCACCUCGAAGAGAUAAUGUAUUUCGAAAAUCUUAGACGUUCACAGCUGCUCCAGUUAGUGGAUAAAUUUCGCGGUGUACUCAUUAUUUAUGAGACGGAAGAUCCAGCCAUCGCCAGCUUGUAUACGGUGCCAAAUCAAUAGUUUUUUUUAAUGCAUGACGAGCAAACGAAUGUAAGUAUAACAAUAAAACUUUAUUGAUUAUGUUAA